AUGAGCUCUCAUUUGCAAAUACCAGAAACAUCACUGUGGCAGAAUAGAAAGUGUCUGUUCAUAUGCACGAUUGUCUCUAUCGCCAAUCUACAAUAUGGUCUCGACUCUGCAGCGGUUGGAGGACUGCAGGCCAUGCCUGGUUUCCUCAAAGUCUUUGGCUAUCCCAAUCCCAAUGCCCCCGGAGGAUAUUCGAUUGGAUCCACAUUCCAGCAACUCAUCGCCUCUCUCUUGACCCUCGGAUCGUUCAUCUCUGCUCUGACCGCUGGUACCUUCUCCCACUUUUUCGGCCGUAAGAUAGCCCUCUGGAUUGCUUGCGUUCUCAAUGCUGUCGCCUGCAUCCUCCAAAUAACAUCGACUUCAACUGCAGCCAUAUACAUGGGGCGCUUGAUACUCGGCUUCGCGAACGGCUUCCUUGUUACAUUCUCGAACAUCUACACUUCUGAAGCCAGCCCAGCUCACUUGCGCGGUGUGAUCGUAGCAUUGUUUGCAUAUUGGGUCAACAUCGGUAGCAUCAUUGGCGCAGCCGUGACGAACGCGACGAAGGGCAUGAUGGAUAAAACUAGCUACCAGAUCCCAAUCGGAACAUUGUUCGUAGUCCCAAUGAUCUUGGCGAUUGGACUGCUGUUCGUGCCGGAAAGCCCGCGAUACCUGCUUGCCAAAGGACGAGAGGCUGAGGCAAAGAAGUCCCUUAUUACUCUGCGGGGGAAUUCAGUUGCGCCAGAGUAUAUCGAGCUCGAGUGGGCUGAGAUGUGCAAGGGAAUCGAGGAGGAGAAGAAACUUGCUACCACUGUCGGUGCGCUCGACAUGUUCAAAGGGACUGAUCUCCGUCGCACCCUACUCUGCUUUGGUAUGAUAGCUUGCCAGACUGGCUCGGGCGUCUGGUUUGUCAUUUCAUACGGCACGUAUUUCCUCAUUGUUUCCGGUCUCUCCGUCUCCGAUGCCUUCAAAUAUAGCAUCAUGGCAACCUGUCUCGGCUUCCUCGGCGUGAACAUGGGAAUGUAUCUUAUGAAGCGUCAUCUAGGUCGUCGUUCGAUACUCAUCUUGGGAGGGUGCAUCUGUGGAUUCUCUCAACUCGCUCUGGCAAUCGCGGCAACGGUUGCGCCUGGAACUAAGGCCAUGCAGAACUGUUUGAUCGGGUUCACCGCGCUGUUCAAAUGGGGAUACAAUAUGUGUGUUGGAGCAGCGAGCUAUCCGGUUGCUACUGAGCUCGUCAGCACACGACUGAGGGCGUGGACUGUGGGAAGUGCCACCAGUCUGGGGUACUUCCUAGCAUGGCUGAAUGCAUUCUGCACACCGUAUUUCAUUAAUCCAGCGAACUUAGGUUGGGGAGCCAAGUAUGGCUAUAUUUGGGCCGGUUCAAACUUUUUGUGUGUCGCAUUCUUUUUCCUAUGUAUGCCUGAAUGCAAAGGCCGUACACUGGAGGAGAUUGAUGAACUUUUCGCCAAUAAGGUAUCCGCCUUUGGGUUCAAAUCUUACCAAACGACAAUCGGCCAAGAGGCUGCACGCGAGGUUGAAGAAAAGAUCCUCGAACAGAAAGGGGCAGUAACAGAGACACGGGAAAGACUGAGUAGUGGAAGCCACAGGGCAUAA
Molecule: messenger RNA, 1590 nt
Organism: Aaosphaeria arxii CBS 175.79
Lineage: Eukaryota; Fungi; Ascomycota; Dothideomycetes; Pleosporales
Product: general substrate transporter
Exons: 5
Coding region: 1-1590 (529 amino acids)
Biological process (GO): transmembrane transport; carbohydrate transport
Cellular component (GO): membrane
Molecular function (GO): carbohydrate:proton symporter activity
Source: RefSeq, a predicted model, not a curated record